AUGUACAUGUGCAAGGCGGAGGCACCGAAUCCCGUUUACCACGCACCUACGCCAAUCGAUCAGAUCACUCAAGCCCUUUUCUCCCCUCCCAGCACCGCUUCAUCCACCUCCUCCGCCACCUCCACAUCCACUACCACACCAAACCCCUUCGAUCCCUCCGUUGACAGCGGUAUCAACACCGAAUUUCUAGUCCAAGUGCAACCUAUCCGCCUUAUUGUUUUCUCACGUCCUCGAAUGCUUCCUGGCAAUCCACGACUGGUCAACACCAACCCAUCCACUUCCCCUCCACCGCACAACUCCUGGACAACACGAGGUCGUUUUAACAACCACAUGCGUUGGCGCCGAAGCAGUGAGACAUCCUUACUUCCUUCGUGGGCCUACGCUAAUCGUCCAGUAGCCCGAGAGGGUGAAAAGAUGGUUCUGGAAUGUGCGGCACGUGGGAAUCCACCUCCAAAAUUGAUCUGGUUUAAGGGAGGAGGUGGCAGUAAUCUACCACCCCCGGAAGGUCUUGCCUUUCUAAACGAUGUAAAUUUCGACGUAGGAAUACGCGAGGCAUUAAAUUAUCUCCCACUGACAGAAGCAACGAAAUAUUUGGGCACAAAGGUGGCUGAAGAUGAUCAACUCUUCCCAGCCAUUAUGGAAGCUCCCGCAACGAACAAUCUGUCUGACGUGAAGCCCCUGACAGACAUUGAGGGUGCAAAUUUGACUCCGAGGGAGAGUGACUUCACUGGAACCCGACUGGACCGAUUCUCAGUGGAGGCAGGAUUAAGGAAAGAUGAUACUGGCGUUCCAGUGAUUGCGGUGUCUAGACUGAUUGUUGACGAUUUAGGAGUGUCUGAUGCCACUAGGUAUACCUGUCUGGCUCAGCUGGAUAUGGAACCGCUUGGAGGACAUGGAAAUUGGACUGAUGUUGGCAGUCUUUUGCCAUCAAUAAUCCUACUGCCUCAAUUCGUGGCGGCUGGCACGAAACUCUACGCGACAGGAAAUCCGGGCGAAAACGCUACACUGACUUGUGAGGCUCUAGGCGGUCUUUCAAUUCCUGGAGGACUCCAAUUAACUCUGCUUAGAGGAUCGGGAUUGAAGGAGUUGGCAGAACAAGCCAUCAGUGCAAAGGGCUCCCUUCCUCCAUCGACAUUGAUUUCGGACAGCCCUGUAGAGUCGUCAACAUUUGCGGAAGAACGAGAGAAGCUACCGUUCAGCGAGCGAAUUGAAACAAUUCUGCCUGAUAUGGAUCCGCGGUAUCACCUCAUAGCUGGGCCUGAUCCCAAAAAUCCUUACGCCGCGAUGGUGCGAUUAACGAUAACUAAUCUUCGGCCAGAGGACAACAACUACUACGUCUGCAAGGCUCAAAGUGGAGACAAUUGGAUUGCCUAUGCUCCUUCACCUGAAAACGCUCUAGGACGUCUCUCGGUGUGGUUUGCACCCCCCAAGGCGGGACCGCCUCCGAGGGAGGGCGUGACUACAACGAUGGCACCAGGAGAUAGCGAAGGUGGAUGGGAGGUGAUGUAUGGACUGGCUCACAAACCAUCAAGGCUAGAAUGUCGAUCGUUGGGUCAACCACCUCCACAGUGGACAUGGACUGGUCCUGCUAUUCGCAAAGUCAUUGAUCCCGUGUCGGCAGGGGAGGUUAUUGAAGCUGAUGGGUAA
Molecule: messenger RNA, 1647 nt
Organism: Echinococcus granulosus
Lineage: Eukaryota; Metazoa; Platyhelminthes; Cestoda; Cyclophyllidea; Taeniidae
Exons: 3
Coding region: 1-1647 (548 amino acids)
Biological process (GO): cell-cell adhesion
Cellular component (GO): cell-cell junction
Molecular function (GO): cell adhesion molecule binding
Source: RefSeq, a predicted model, not a curated record